AUGUUGGAUGGCGCGUGUGGGCGGCGGGUGUCAAACCCAGUCCGAGAGGCGGCGGCGGCGGCGGCGGCGGCGGCGACCACGACGCUCCUCCUCCUGCUCCUGCUCCUCCUGCUGCUGCUGUUGCUGCUCCUGGCGGCGCUCCAGUCCGGAGGAGCCACUUGGGCCCUGCGAGAGAAGCAGCAGCAGCAGCAGCAGCAGCAGGUGGGGGGUUGUUGUUUUUUUUAUGGAGGGGAGGUGGGCCGGACCUGGGCCUCAGGUGGCGGCGGUGGGAAGGGGCGGCCGACCCUCCCUCAGCCCCCGCCGCAGGCUGGAGGGAGGUGGGGAAAGAGCAAGCGUGGCUGCUGGGUGGGGGGCGUGUGCGUCCCCGAAGCGGGUGUAUCGAGGCAGGCGGGUGUGGGGCGGGGGGCUGAGGAGGAGGAGGAGGAAGAAUUGGGGGGUGUUGUUGUUGGGUGAGGGGGGUCGGCCAGGGCUCGGGGUCGCCUGAGGCGGGGUCUGCAAAGCGGGUAUCUUGGGGGUGGGGGGAAGCGCCUCGGAGACGUGAAAUGCAUCUUUGCUCCCCACCCCCAACUGGCGCUGCUUCCUCUGCCUCUUCCCCAUGUGGCAUUUUUAGCUGGUUUGGCAAUACAGAUGGAUGGAUGGGCUUGUUGCUGGGUUAAGUUGGGCAUUGUAAAUAUUACCUGGGGUGCCUUUUUUUUUCUUUUUUAGUGUGUGUUUCGCUAUGGCAUUUUAAAUCUUCCCAGUUUUGCUUCCUUUCUGCGUCUUUUAACCUGUUUUGCUUUGUUUCUGUGUGCUAAACUGAACUGACUAGUAAGUAUUUGUUACAUUUGAUGUAUUAACAUAGGCGUCUUAAAAUGUUUAUGCACUGACAUGUAGGUUAUGGAGAUAUAUACACACACACACACAUAUAUGCAUUAAGUAUCUGUUACAUCUAUGUACCAUAUCGUAUAUAUUCACAAUGCCUUAUCAAUUGCACACAUGCAUACCCUACUCUGUAGGGGUGAGUUCAGUAAGUGAUCCAUUAUGAAGCUCUGCUCCCCAAAGGGUCAACAUUUCAUUGUGAAGAUUUUGGUUUUUGUUUGUUUUUACAGUACUGCUGUUUUUAGUACUAACUUACCUGAUACAUAGGCUGGUUUUGUAAAUACAUUUCUGUUUAUACUGGCUAUUGUGAGACUCCUCAGAUGCAGAAGAGGUGGGGCAUGCGAUAAGAAAUUGGGGUUUCCUGAAACGGGGUGCCUCAUAAGCAUGGGAGGGAGAGCUGGAUUUAUGGGUGUAGAGUAGAGGGAUGUGUUUGGGGAUUAAAGUGACUGGAUAUCUUGAAUCUGGUUGUUUGGGGAUAGUGAAGUGGGGUGCAUGAAGGAAGGGAGGAAGAUAAUGGGGAGGUGGAUUGGAUCCUGGGGCUUUGGCUCUUGUUGAGGGUGCUGUGUCUGUGUUCAUCCAGAAGGCACAUGCUAAGCUUAUUUGUGUUGGCUUAUGUUGCUGUGAGAUGGGUGGGACGAGAAGAGACACUGGAAGACGUUGAGGGGUGUGGGUUCUUGGGGCUAUGCUUUGGGGAGUCUCUACAGAGGAAACCAGUUUAUGGGAACACAUGCCUGUGAACAUACAUGGUUUGCAAUGGGAGCAUGAACAAGCAGGGUGUGUAUGGGGGUGUUUUAUGGGCUUGGGCAAGGUUUGGAAGGCUUUUGUUUUUCCGUGUGUUUGUGCACGAGUGUGUCAAGGUGGCGUGUAAUGCUGCCUUGAAAUUAACACCCUGCAUUCCAAGUAGCCUUUGUUGUCUCCAAUAGGCUGGCAGCAACAGUUUCUUCAUAUUGUGGCAGCAAAGUCUGUAGCCACUGAUUUCCCCCCCCCCUCUGAGCAGCAAAUCUAAGCUUAUCCUUGCAAUACCGGAACAGCUAAUGGCAGUGAAAUAUCUGUUUUCCAUUUCUGUCUAGCCUAGAUUUGAUUAAAAUUUCUCAGAAAGGGGGUUGAUGAGCUGCAGAAUUCAUAUCUAUCUAACUGAAUACAUUUUAAAUCCCCUGACACUCUCAACUUGUGGAUUUGCAGCUGACUUUUUCUUCAUUUUUUUAAAAAAAUCUGAUUAGUUUGAGAGAUGUUUGAAAGUAAUGUUAUUGGAUCUGGAGAACAUAAUGUUAAAAUAUGCAUUAAAAUUGUAGUUGCAUAGGGAGUUACCCCUUUGAACAUGAUACGUAGCUUUGCUAACACAAAAUGAUCGUACUGCUCUACUAUAACUGUACAAAAACAUCUUUACUGUUCCGAUCUGAAAAAAAGUUAGUGGCCAUGAUGAAAAUCUAAUCUCUCUGCUAAUACUGGUAAUAUGUGCUCUUGAUUAUAUUCUGAAUUAUUUUGUUAUUCCUAGUACAAUAACCAAGAAACUUAAGUUGUGUUCUGUGUUGGUUUUUACUUAAUGCCAAUCAGAGAAAUAAAUCUUAAUAUGUGUGGUGAAUUUUCGUCUUUUAAAAAGCGCCCCCCCUUCCUCCACUUCCAAAUUAGGUAAGAGUGCCUAACGUGACUGUAGGUUACUCAGCACUAUAGCCUAUAUAUUUCACUAAGGUUUACUUCUGUGAAAGAAUGGGCUUGUAGUUGACUGUAGUUCUAAGAAUGCUUAGCAGGGAGUAAAUUCCAUUUAAAAAUGAGACUGAAUUCUGAGUAACUUAUUUGUAGGACCAAACUACAGAGAAGCACAUGUUCCUACAAUAGCUUCACAUGUGUUUCCUCUUACAUGCUGAAUUGAACAUUGUAAUAAUGGAAAUACACCUGUGUAGCCUUAACUUACAUAUCCGACUGGUAUUUUUUAGAGGUAAUGGAAAUUUCUAUUGUACUACGUUGUGUGGUAUGUGAAACAGCUACUUAGGGUUUCACAGCCAUUUUAGGGUAAUUUUUUUGGCAGUACAUGAAAACUACAGAAUAAUUGAAAUAGUUAAUUUUUUCCCAUUUACCAUCUCUAACAACAUAAUCUGACAAAUGCCUGCACAGAAGUAAGACCCAUUGAGUUAAACGGGGCUUACUCCUACUGUGUAUGGGAUUGAAGCCUAAAAGGAAUUUCUAAUUGGAAUGGAAGUAUUCUUUGGUAAUGUUAUUUACUGACAUUCUCAGAUUACCUUAAUUCCUUCUGAUCUUAGCAGAUGUCUUGUGUGUAAUUUCCAUGCAGAGCAGCGCUGGCUGACGUAUGUCGCGGAUCAAACUAAACCAGCCAAACUAGACAGAUGAAUUUUCAAGUACUGACUUGUAGAUAUGAAUAUUUUGGGGUGUUUGCAGCUUUUAGGAAUACUGUAAUAUGUAUUGUGCUUGGUAUAAAUAAACCGGAUAGCUUUCUGUAGCCACUUGACAAGCUUAGCAGAGUAGAGUUGAUUCCUUGGAUGCCUUUGUGCCUUGAAGUUGAUGGCAUUUUCCCUGCAUGAUCUCAGGGAAUCCUUAAAAAUAGUUGCUCUACGCUAUUGCUAAAUGGCAUACACCACUUGUGGGGAUGAAGCCUCAAAUAACUUCUGUGGUGGCCAUAUUCAUUUAUUGUUUGUUUACGUGGAAAAAAAAUAGACUGCUUAAUGUUAGAAAAUUUCUAAGCAGUGAAUCUUACAGUUUUGUAAAAGAUCGCCACAAAUGCAAACAGUUCUGAAGUUGGAGAUCAGUUCUAAUCAUUAUAUUGGGCCAGAGAACUGGCAGCCUGUGGGCCAGAUCCAGUCUAUGUAACCUUUUGGACCACCUUGUCAAUCUUUCCUUGGCCCCCUCACCACCUCAGCAGUGGUCCAUUUUCUACAGCCACUGCUUUGGGAGACACCUAAGGGAGCUACAGUCGUACCUUGGAAGUCGAACAGAAUCCAUUCCGGAAGUCCGUUCGGCUUCCAAAAUGUUUGGAAACCAAGGUGCAGCCAACAGAACCCAUGUCGGACGUUUGGGUUCCAAAGAAAGUUCGCAAACUGGAACACUCACUUCUGGGUUUGCAGCGUUUGGGAGCCAAAACAUUCGACUCACAAGGUUUCCGACUUCCGAGGUAAGACUGUACUGCUCAAAGCUGGGGUUCCCACAUAAUGGUAGCAUGAAAUUUAUUUUGCCUGGUGUAUGUUGGCCUGCUUUCUGGCUGUUGUAGUGCAGCCUGGAGGUGAAUCCAGCCCUGUUUGCAACAGUGGAUUUUUAAAAUCUUGUUAUUCGUAAGUCGAAGGAUAUAUACAUAUUUCUAACCGGUGAAUUCAGAAAUCAGCAUUCACUAACAUAGACUAUUCUGUCUCUGUAGGAUUUGGGUUGAGGCAAUUUUGCUGCUGUAACCAAAUUAUCUGUUAUGCUACCCAUUCCUUCUUGUGAAUUGUGAUGCUUUCGAACUGUCUUCGAGGGAACUUUGAAGCUCAGCAAACAUUCCUGUGUAUGGUCAGCAAUGACAAUCUUACCUGAGGCAGCUCGACUGCCACCAAGUCUUCCCUUGCAAAGUGUUGUGUUGUGUGCUGCAAGGUUCAUGAAAGGUGAUGUUGAAACCCGGCAGGUCUUUUAAGUGCUCUCAGGAUAUGCAACACAACUGGUUCCGUAGCAGAUCAGUCCAUUCGGAAAGGUAUUCCCUGAAGGGCGAAAAUGUGAAAAGCUGCUGUAGCCUGCCACUUUAUACAUGAGUUGUGGGGCUUAAAUGAGAAUGGGGAGAACCAUGUGCACCACCUCAAGCUCUUUGGAGAAAAAAAGGUGGGAUGUAAAUGCAAUAAAAUAAAUAAAUAAUACAAGUCAGUGUAGGGAGCAGUGGCUAGAGCGUUGGGUUUGGAAAAUGGGAUGCGAUCUGGCCUUGGACAGGUUAUUUCUAGUAUAACCUUCCCAACUGUGCUGUGUAUUUAGAGGAAGGGUGAGAUGCAAAUGUUAAAUAUAAUAAAAAGGCAGAAAUGACCAGUUCUCUUCCUCAGUUUCUACCUUUGCAUCAGACCAAGAUGGAUUGGGUAGGGCUGUGCCUGUCCCAUCAGUCUGGCUCCAGUAAUACAUUAUGCCUGGAUGUUCACAGGGCUUACACAUGGUUAAAGCUGGAGCCAGCUAACAUUCGUUGGCUACAGUAUAAGUGCAUCUCCUUAUUUACUGCAAGCUAUCUCUGAAGAAACUGACGAGUGAAAACUAAUGUUGGCUUUUAGGAAGCAAGGAAGCUAUGGCAUUCAGGACAAGACAGAACACAGUUUUCCUUCCUUGACUAUGGUUUGUAGCAGCUGUUCCUUCUGCAUGCUAAUCGGUCCCUGGUUGAAAAUAAUGGUGGUGGAUGGAGUAGCUGUGGAAAGCAGCAGAACGGUGUGUUGUUUUUCUCUCUUCCAGUCCUAACUAGGCUUGUUCUUAAGUAAACCCCACUGAAAUAUAUGGGCCAUGGAAAGAAUGUGUGUUUAGGAUAUCAGUCCUCAGAGCAGCCUUCAUGAGUUUCGAUCCCUGAUUGUCCCAUAGUCUCCGAUGAUUUUUAGAGCAACCUUGGUUGGUAACAGAUCACAUUUCUAAUACUGGACAUAACCAGGAAUAAUAGGCAUCAACUUCUAAUGUUUUUUUUUUUUGACCAUACAUGAUGGCUCAGUCAUGUUUAAUUCCUUUAGAACAGAAUUUCAAAAGCCUGGUUCUUUGAAUUUCUGCUGUGUAACUCCAACGCCCAAUUAUUUUAGCUGAUGGAAAUAUUGAUAGUCUGAAGCUUCUUGAAGCAAUUCCUGUUUCUUUUAUAGGGAAAAUUAGACUUACAUUUUGGAAUGCCUUUAUUUUGCAAUGUUGUCCAUGUUUAUUUGGUGUGUUAUUCCCUCAGCGGUGUUGAAGGCUAUGGUAAUUUUUCUUUUUAAAUUAGGUUGAAGGUUAAAAAAAUUGCUUUUUGUGAAUUGUCAGGAUUCAUGAACUGAAAUAAUCAGCUCUCCAAAGCCAUGAUUAAAUAAUGUUUUCAUGGGUAAACAAGAAAUCCUAAGGUGGUUGGCUUUUGCAACUUUUUGCUCUUUUAACUAUGCCUGAUGCUUCUGAUGCGAGUAGGCAGGGUGUUGAAAUUGAACAAGUAUCCUGCUGACUUAAAUACUUCAAUUAACAUGACUCUCUUUCAGUAUGCAGCUUAUUUUUAAGAGCUUUGCAGAAACUGUUUGUAAACCUGUGAAACAAAACAGGUCGUUCUUGCUGUCCUAUACUUUGUUGUUGUCCCCUGCCUCUACUUAUUGGGAGUCUUUGAAUAAACCAGCGAAUCUUACACAUUGCCAGUUCUUGUGACCCUUAAGAGGACUUGUUUGCAGGUAUUUCAGUUUCAAAAUGUUCUGUUCAUAAUAACAACUUGGAAGCAUGAACACGACAUCUGCUCUGAAAUGUUUUCUGUUACAGAAUGCAAACUGUGGCAUUGUACGUCUGUCAGUGAGCAUAUUGCUUGUGAUUUUUGAGUGAGCUUUGAAACAUCUUGAUAAGAAUCAGAAUUUUUGUUAACGGAAUAAAGUGCAUCUAAGUUUGUGCCUUUUAGCUUUGGAGCACCCCUUUCCAGUAACAUCAAACAAAGAGUCAUUAUGAGCGGGUAUGUUUGGCUGGUAUGUUUGCAGUUGACUAAGUGUCAAGUAUACUUUCUUUGGUACUAUAAUUCCUCAAUUCUUUAACAAAGGAAUGAAUUCUUCAUCACCUACAGCCUGUGUACAAUAGCUGUAUCUGCUAACCUGCUGAAUAUUGGUAGCUGCAGUUUCCUGCAUUGCAAUGGGUAAAAGUUAAGUUCAAAUUGUAAAUUUACAAGCCAUUACUUAGCAACACUGAGGUAGCAUUGCAUUUGGAGUAGACAAUGAAAGAACUUCAUCUGUGUUUGGGACUCACCGUUAUUUCCAGUCUUUUGCUGAGAUGUAAUGUUUCCUUGGAGGGACGAGGGUGGCACUGUGGGUUAAACCUCAGAGCCUAGGGCUUGCUGAUCAGAAGGUCAGCGGUUCGAAUCCCUGCAACGGGGUGAGCUCCCGUUGCUCGGUCCCUGCUCCUGCCAACCUAGCAGUUCGAAAGCACGUCAAAGUGCAAGUAGAUAAAUAGGUACCGCUCUGGCGGGAAGCUAAACAGCGUUUCCGUGCGCUGCUCUGGUUCGCCAGAAAUGGCUUAGUCAUGCUGGCCAGGUGACCUGGAAGCUGUACGCCGGGUCCCUCAGCCAAUAAAGCAAGAUGAGCGCCGCAACCCCAGAAUCAUCCACGACUGGACAUAAUGGUCAUGGGGCCCUUUACCUUUACUAAUGUUUCCUUGCCUUCCUGCUGUCCAUCAUUUUUGCCAUAAAGUCUUGAUGUGCAUCUGUAGCAUUGUCUCUUUCUUGGAGUGUCUGGUCUUAAUUGAAUUAAUAGUGUUAAGUUGGAAGUGUUGAAGGUGACUCUCAACACAGGCAUUCUGUUUUAGGCACUUAAACAGAUGGCAAAGAGCCUCUUUGUUAAGUGCAGUUGUCAGGGAGGUUAGAGCAGUUAAGAAUGAUGAAUUGCAAAAAUCUUUCCCUUAGCGAAGGCUGCUCCUUCCGAGCAAGAUUGAAAGUACGCUAAAGAUUUUUCGUGUGCAAGAGACUUAAAGUAGCUCUUCUCAACGUCAAGCCCAAAGGCCUUGUUCAUGAAAAUGCCUAACUCAGCCUUCUCCAACCUGGUGCUCUCCAGAUGUGUUGGACUACUGCUUCCUCCAGGCAGCAUGGCUGAGGGACAGGGAUGCUGGGAGUUGUAGUCCAGCACCAUCUGGAGGGCACCAGAUUCAGGAACAGUGGCCUAAGUCUUCCCUGUUGCAGAAAUUUUAUCAUGACUCUAUGAUAAGGAGUAUGAUUGCCGCCUUUUGCAAGUUACGGUGCUCUUUGAAUGCUGUCAUACUCCCUCCCAGUUAGUGCAGGUAGCACUGCCCCUACCUUGCCUAACCCCAAUGCUGCUUCAUGCUUGUAAAAUCUUAGGUUAACUUGUAUCCAGAGCGAGAAGGAUAUUUGCAAAGCUGUUUGCAAAGGAGCAUGUCUGAGAAGAAGGGAAUGUACACUUUCUCCUGGAGCCAAUUUACAGAAAGUAGCAUUCGGCAAAGGAACAGACAGCAGAGGCUUUGUGGAAACAUUGUUCCCCUCCAGUAUAAGAGCAAGUGAACACCCACUUGUGUGAAAUGUCAGUGAACAGUAAAUAGAUGGAGCAGAGUAUAAAUAGGGAGGAUGUAUGGGAGGAUGGGUUCAGAAAGCAAUGACAAAGCCAUUCUGGCACCAAUAAAAUGCUGGUAUAUUGUGAUGAAAUUUAGCAAAAUUUUUUGGUCAUAAAUGGCCAGCUUGUGGAAUGUGGGGGAUAUGUUGGGUCCAACUGCUGUUACAUACUCAGGCUUGCACCUGACUGCCUUUCCAGGACUCUGCUGCUGCCCGCUUUGCAGGCCAGUAAACUAGGAAGUAAAAAUUAUUUGAGGCACUUGAUUUUUUCUGUCUCUGUGCUGUGCUAUUCCUCCUAAUUUGACUUUGUCUUGUUGUGGCAAAGACAAUUGCUGCUGCAAGAUGGUUUUACUAAGUGGCUUUCAUCCCAAAAUACAGCCUGGAAAUCAUGAAAUCCUAACAGUGCUCCAAAUGUUAUAUAUUGCUGCUGCUGUUGAAUUUCUGACCCCCCCCCGUAUAGAUUUGAAGAACAUGGCUACGCUUUACUUGGUAGACAAUAGUUUCGUACCCAAUGAGUGUCCAUCUAGUUUAUUUUUAAAAUUAAUAUUUUUUAAUCCACCUAAUUCAUAUUUUUAAAUAUUUAAAGUGGGGCUUGAAAUGACUUACAAGAUGUGCAGCUGAAUGCUGAAGAGAGCUGAAGCUUGAAGCAAGUAAGACUAGAGUUAUCUUAGUUGCAUUCAAAAACAUCUGCUGAAUACAUUCAGAAUGUAAGCUUUCUUUCUUUCUUUUCUUUUUUUAAAAAACAGUUUUUAAGAAUAGUAUCUGAUUUUGUAAUCUGCUUCUGCAGGUUUUUUUUUUUUUUAAAUACCUAGUAGAAAUGGAACUGAGUGUAAUUCAAACUAAAAGCUUUUGACAACUCUCAUGAAGUACCAAAACAUACAAACUUGUUUCGGUGCUGAAUCUGUUAACCCUGUUAGGAAGUGUUAUGCAGUGGUCUGUCCAUGCUAGCACUCAUUUCCAUAAAUAAAUGUUUGUUAACUAUGGGCAUAUUGAAAUGGACCUGAUAUGUAGAUACCGUAUUUUUUGCCCUAUAGGACGCACUUUUCCCCCUCCAAAAAUGAAGGGGAAAUGUGUGUGUGUCCUAUGGGGCAAAUGCAGGCUUUCGCUGAAGCCUGGAGAGCGAGAGGGGUCGGUGCGCACCCCACAAGCUCGGUGCGCACUGCCUGCAGCCCACAAGCUCGGGGGACAGCGGGGAGGCGCAGCGCCGCCACCCCGCUAUUCCCCGACCUGAUCUGGAGGCUGGUGGAGGGGAGAAGCAAGCUUGCUUCUCCCCCGCUCCAGCCCCACAAGCUCGGGGGAUAGCGGGGAGGCGGAGCGCCGCCACCCCGCUAUUCCCCGACCUGAUCUGGAGGCUGGCGGGGGAGAGAAGCAAGCUUGCUUCUCCCCCCCGCCAGCCCCACAAGCUCGGGGGAUAGUGGGAAGGCGGAGCGCCGCCACCCCGCUAUUCCCCGACCUGAUCUGGAGGCUGGCGGGGGGGAGAAGCAAGCUUGCUUCUUCCCAUCGCCAGCCCCACAAGCUCGGGGGACAGUGGGGCAAGCCGCUGCCCCACGGAGGCUAGAGAGGCUGUCCCUGAAGGCAGAAGAGGGAGACGGAGCGCUCCGUCUCCCUCUUCUAGCUUGGGGAUGGCUGCACAAACCUGGGGGGGGGGAAAUAAUUUUUUCCCCCUUGAUUUCCCCCCCAAAAAACUAGGUGCGUCCUAUGGGCCGGUGCGUCCUAUAGGGCAAAAAAUACGGUAAAUGGAAAGCAGGGCAAAGGUUUUGGUUUUCUCCAGAUGUUGAAUAAUUAGGAAAUAAAUUGGGGGGUGGGGUGGGGCAUGGCUUGUUUUACACUUAGUUCUGUCCCUUGCCGAAGACUGCAGUUUUCAUUAAUGAUUUGUAGAAGUUUAACACCCCUGGGACCUGCUGGGUUAUCCGUUUUUUGUGUAGAAGGUGAAGUGAUCUUCUGGUGCUGGUAAUUCAGAGAGUAAUCGCAAGUUAUUGGAGUAGCUCUCCCUGGAGUUUAGACACACAUGAAUGCAAAAGUGCUGUAGGCUUCUGGUGACAGCAGCAUAGUGUUCUAAAGGCUGGCUGGCGUGUGUGAAUAUUGUACAACUGCAUAUUGUAUACCCCACUUUGGUUGUUACUUCUGCCAGAGAAUAAUGUUUAUAAAUACUACUUGUUCUUUGUAAUUCCCACUGCUUUGAAAUUUGUCAAGAGGCAACACAUACAUACAAAAACAUCUAAACAUUAUUUUUUGAUAUCUUUGAGGUAUUCUGACCCCCAGCCAAGAAAGAAAGAAGAAAAAUAUGUCAAGUUUUUAUUUGUUAUGAACUCAAAUAACUCUCUGACUGGUCAAGCUAUGUCUGACUGGUCAAGUUCUGUUUUGAAAUGAACACAGUGUAGUCUUUGUGAGUAUCACAUCCUUGGGUGAUGAUAUGCUUUGACUAUGUUGGUUCUAGAGCUUAUGUGCACUGCCAGUCUAAAACUGAACUGGUGUUCUGCUCUAUUUCCUGAUGCAAAGGGUACAAGUCUUUCACCAUAGAGCUACCAGGAGCUAGAAUGUGGCCUCUUUGCAUCUGCAGAGAAACCUGGAGAAUGUCAACCUUCAAUUAAAUGUCAGAUGAUCAGGGCAGGUGUGUCCCUAGUCUUCUCUCCCUCUAUGCUUUCAACAGCAAGUUGAUUAUAUGGUGAUGUAACAGAAUUUCUCCACUAUUUUACUAACUCUACAGUUUCAUCCUUUCUUUGCUCAGAAUGACUAAUAAUAUGUGGUUUUUGUUUGCGGUGUUUUUCUUUUUUUAUCCAGACGACUUCAUUGACACAGCAUCUUGCUGCGUCAGGUUUCCUGUUAUCCUUCCUGUCCCUGCCCUGUUAAUACUUCUGACGGCUGAAUGAGGAAUCUUUUGGGGGUGCCUUACUUAAAUUAAGGACAAAAGCCUCAACUCUUGUAAUACUCAUGUUCAUAAUCUGCAGCUCAUAGGUCCCAGAGCAGGGUCCUGUGAACCUUGUUGAAGCUUGAUGGAUCUAUAUCUGUUUGGUGCCUCAAUGGGGAACCACCUGGGAAUUCUAUGUGCACCACAUUAAAUUCCAUGCAAAAGUGGUGUGAGAUAACAUGACAAAUAAUAUAACAACACUUCUUAAGUGUUCAGAGCACAUCGCAUACACUUUCUUGAAUGUUAUUACCAUGUGAGGUAGGCCAGUUGUAUUUCCUCCUAUAGAUUUCAUUGUGGCAAAAGUAGACUUAUUUUACAAAAACAAACCAGAUAAGAUUAUGGGGGUAAAUUUUCAGCACUCUGAUAAGAGAUCUUUGGUAUAUUUCCUCCGUCUAGUGCCCACCAGAUGUGACCAGCUUAAAAUCCCACUAUUCCUGACCGUUGACAACGUUGGAAGUGGCUGAUAGGAUUUGGAAUCCAACAACAUUUGGAGGGCAUCAGGUUGGGGAAGGUUGGCAUAGUCCCUACUUCGCCCACAAACUCUUAUUCAAGAGUUAAAUUCCAAUAUUUGGGAUCUUUCUUUUUUUAACCUGCUACUGGGAAAUGUCUUUUAACUCCCUCUCCCCUAAUACUUUAGACUAUGAAUACACUUUUAUCUUGGAGAAACGAGCCCCUUAGACAAUUAACGUUAUUUGCCUCUUGCCACCUGCCUACUUUUCUCAGUAACCAGGCAUAGUGUUUGAAUGGUGAAAGAGGAAAUGGAAAACUUCCAUAAGUUUAGUGUUUGAAGGCUGCCGUCACCCUUUCACAGAUUGGGGGUUUGAAGAAGACCAGUGUGUAGACUUCAGAAGAGUAGUUCUGGUUCCUGCCCCCUUCCUGAACGAAAGCUUGCUUCCCAAACCCUAGUUUGACCCCAUCUCUGAAUAACUUUGUGUUUAAAUAGCCUGUGUGAGAGUGAGACAGCGUGUGUGGGGCUGUUCCAGCACUCCAUGCUGCUCUAUUCACAUGGAUUGCUGCUUUUUCUCUUCUGCACAAUGGUGCAGGAGACCUAAUAUGUGUUCUGCAUGUGGCCUUUUAUGCAUUGUGCCCAGCUUCAUGGCUUCUUUUAAUGCACACUUCUCUGCAGCAUCAUACAGAACAGUUCUGUUUUCCCCUGUUUAGUUUUCGAAACAAGUCUUUGAAAUACUUUUAAAGCAUGUGUUCUUAGGCAGCGCAAUUGGUACCCAAAGCAAUUUGUUCAUUCACUUACCGUACAUACUUAUCAUUAAGGAUCUAAUUAAAUGUUGCAGAUGGAUGUUUGUAAUAAAAAGAGAAACAGCCCAGUUCUUUGCUACAAGGCUUCAUGAGAAAGGGGCAAUUUUGAGCAGAGGCGUGGUGGAAGGAGGAAGAGCUCAGCCCUUUUUCUCCUGCUGUUUCCCUGGUAGAAAUCACCCACUCCCUAUGCCACCAUGAGGCAAAGAAGCAGGCUUUUAUUAUAUGCUUUGGUGUAGCAAGGUUGUAAGCCCAAUUCUCACCAUGUUUGUUCAGAAUUAAGGGCCAAGUCCUCAGCUCCCACCAAUUUCAAGAGGACUUGGAAGUAGCAAAAAUCUAGGAAGUCUCUGCCUUUGGCAAGUGAACUUAUUAAGCAGAUCUGUUUCUCUCUCUCACUGCCCCCACCCCCUGACAGUUUGCAGGAAUCACAUUCUUGAUGAGGCAAAAGGGGUCAACUUGAUUCACAGAAGAGCUCUGGGCAUCAGAUCAUUUGCAUCACUUCAUGUGAUGCUAGAUGCCUGUGACAGUGUUUAUAAGCAUAUUUUGUGCUGCAGGUCGCUAAAUCAGGUUACAGAGUUCAUAGGUUAGUAGGCUAUGCAGCUGACCAUAAUACAUUCACAUCACUUUCCCACAAGCACUCAGAGAUGGGAAAAACACCUGCAGUUACUUGAUUAAAAGCUUGAAUGCUAUCUUGGUUGGUGUGUGUGUGUAAAAGCUUCUGAAACCUUGAAAAGUCAUUUCAACUCUGCAUCCCCUUUUGUGUACCUCUUUGUGGACCAAAUUGGGCUGGUUUAGUCAUAAGGCAAGUGGGAGUCCCCCCACCCCUUGAACUGGUAUAUGGGAUGGUAAUGAAACUCACCUUACUUCCAUGGGAGCCACUGUUUUUAAGAUCUUUCCUGAACUGGUAUUAUCAUCUAUGAGAUUUAGAUUGAUAUAGAGACUAAGUUGUGUAGUGUAAAUACAUUCUAGAAUGUAUUCUAGAACUGUGGCUGUAUAUAUACUCUCUGUGUUACAAUACAAUACAAUACAAUACAAUACAAUACAAUACAAUACAAUACAAUACAAUACAAUACAAUACAAUGCAAUGCAAUAUAAAUUUUCCUGAGCAGGCUCACUUCUGGAACUAGGCUUGUGGUGGUGGAGAAUGACGCUCUAAUGCCAGUUUUAAAACGUAAACAACUUCUCCUUAGAGGUAGAGUGCCUAGUACAUUUGAAUAGGAAGCUGUCUGAGGCAGGAACCUUAAUUAAUAGUUGGGAGCAUAUGCAUUAAUUGUGUUAUAAAGGUCUUUUGGGGGUGCCUGAAUUGUCUAGAGCAGGAGUUGCUAACCUGUGGCUCAGCAGAUGUUGAUGGACUCCCAUCAUUUUGGCCAGCUUCAUCUGACAUUUUAAUUUUUUUGUACCCCAGACAUUUUAGGGAAUGGUGGAAUAUCUGAAAACCACAGUAGUAAAGGGAUCAUAGAGUUCAGUGCAGUUUUGGUGGUAGGAUUUGACUGCAAAUUUCUCUAGCUUCCUUAGUUUUCAGCAGCCCCUCCUGUCAUGCAAGUCACAAGCCAGGAUGUGGACGGCGAUGCAACUAAACUGUGCCACUGAUGAAGCCACGGGAAGGCAAAAUUGUUGAGGCCUGUCUGACAAAACCAGUGACAACAUUGCAGGCAUCAGUUGAACUUAACUGCGGAUAGCACUCCAGUUGCACGAAUAAGUCAGAAGACUGAGAGAGACCGAGAGAGUGCUCUUUGACAAUAAACUGACAGGCUACUACAACUGUUCUAGCAGCUCUCUGCCUCUGAAAAGGCAGCUCGUGUGGGUGUUCCUGUUCUGGUAUUUUCAACCAGCAGCUGCUGCAUGAAAUUUAAUUUGGUUUCCUGCUGCAGUUGCAAGUUCAUUUGCUGUGUGGGGGCCUCUACUUUUGCUGAGUUUGCAAGUUUGUUUAGUGACUUUGCGGUAAUCUGCUAGAUUAAUUUAUUUAAUGCACAGUUAUAAUGAAAACAUCUUAGUGUGCAUUGUUUUCUGACUCACUUUGUGACUCCCCUACCCUGGUCAAGUAGCAUCUUGACAAAAGCGUAGUGCUCUUGACUUAUAAUGUCCUUGGGUGUGUGAGAGAACUGGAUAAUGGAAGUGAGGUGUGCAAGAACUGCUGAUAAUGGCUGGGAGCUUUUGUAUUUGUGUGUGUGUGUGUGUGUGUGUGUGUGUGAUGGCAACAGGGCUUUGAGCCCUAAGUUGAUUCCUUUCUGGUGGAUGCUGUGCCUCCAAUAGGAUGGACUGUCUUAAAUUUGUUGUGUACUUAAAGGGAAGGAAGUAAUUUCAGCAGAACUUGCUUCAAACCAGAAGUCCAGUGUCACAAUGUUCACUUUCAUCUUCACUCCCUUCUUCUCUCCUGGCACUUUAUUCUGCAACUAGGGUUGUUUUGCCUGUGUCUGGAUUUCAUAUACAGAUUGCUUAUGAAAUUGGUUCGUGAGGGAAAUCCUAUCUGUGGUGUAAUAAUUUUGUUCUGUAGUUCUAGAAUAAGAAAAUUACCUUUUGGUGACAGGUCAGGGAAAAUCUGAAUGUUUGCUUUGGCUAGCUUUUUUAAAUGUAAGCGAACAAUUAAAAUGGCAACUGAUAGUUUUCUGUGUUUCUUUUUUAGGUCAGAGUUUCCAGUUUCUUUUGUACCUUUCGUGAGGGGAGGAAAUGA
Messenger RNA from Podarcis lilfordi (Lilford's wall lizard), 14889 nucleotides. The record is from the annotation of a GenBank genome assembly. NCBI's taxonomy places the organism in Eukaryota, Metazoa, Chordata, Lepidosauria, Squamata, Lacertidae.